Molecule: messenger RNA, 819 nt
Organism: Racocetra persica
Lineage: Eukaryota; Fungi; Glomeromycota; Glomeromycetes; Diversisporales; Gigasporaceae
Source: the annotation of a GenBank genome assembly
AUGGAAAAAUUAUUAUCCGUUUACAAAGACAACAGUUUUAACGAUCUUGGAGAAACAAUUAUUUCAGUAAAUGACAUUGUGAAAUACUCUCUCGAAAAAAAAUGUGAUAUUAGUACCAUUUUCAUUAAUCCCAAGAUUAAAUAUUUCCCAAAACUCUCGGUUCAGGAACUCGUAGAAACUUCUGUUAAAAAUAAUCGUAUGAAAAAUGCUAAUAAGACAUGUAAUGCCUUCUUUAUCUUUAGAACUGAGUUUUCGAACGAAGCCAAAAAACUCGGAUUUAAUUCAGGCCAAAUUUCAGUUCAUGCAAGCAUUUGUUGGAAAAGAUUUCCUGACCAUAUUAAGGAUAUGUAUAGAAAUAUAUCAAAAGAAGUUAAUAUAGCAUUUAAACAGAGAGUUCCAGUUGGAUUUGUUGAUGUUCAAAAAACAAAGAAACGACGAAGAAAUAAAGAUAUCAUUUCACGCGAGUUGACAUCAUCUCACAAUUUGAUAGGUGGUGGAAGUACUCAACAAGAACAUUCCAUGAAUUCAAGUCUAACAAACUUACAUCUACCGUUAAAUGAUCCUUAUUACCAAGAAUUGAAAUUGACUUACGAAGCUAUCAUUAAUUCAAUUCCUGACUUUGACAGUGCACAACAAUCUACUGACAUUUCAUCUCAUCACAACGAUAUCAUUGAUUCAAUCUUUAAUUCGCAACAAUAUAACGAUAACGAUAACGAUAAUGCGAUCAUUAAUUCAAUUCCAGACUUUGAAGAUGUGCAAGUAUCUAGUGACAUAACGUCACAAUCCAAUCAAUUUCACCAUAACUUUUAUCUCUUUUAA